AUGACCACCAAGUAUCUAUCGCAGCGCGCCGCGCAGGCUAUCGACGUUGAGCUCAUGUCUCCCACGGGCGGAGGAUUCAGCUUUGAGCAACUGGUCGAAUUAGGCACGUCUGGAUUUAGCGUUGCCCAAGCAAUCACAAAGGAGUACAGCAAGGAAUCGCACUCUCGGGUUGUCGUCUUUUCUGGACCAGGCAACAACGGACUCGAUGGCCUCGUCGCUGCACGGCAUCUCUCACACUUUGGAUAUCAGCCCAAAGUGUAUUAUCCCAAGAGACCAGACAAGCCAGUCAACCAGGGUCUGGUGAGGCAAUGUAUGGAACUGGAUAUCCCAUUCGUUGAUAGUCCCGAGAGCGGGCUUCACGACUCUGACCUGAUUGUGGACGCCAUCUUUGGGUUCAGCUUUACGGGAGAUGUUCGCCAACCGUUCGUCUCUGCCAUUCAGGCCCUCAAGAACACCGCCAUUCCGAUCGUCUCUGUGGAUAUUCCUUCGGCGUGGGACGUUGAGAAAGGAAACAUUCGCGGGGAGGGAUUCCAGCCCUCGAUGCUUGUGUCACUGACAGCUCCCAAGGAAGGUGCAAAGGACUUUAAUGGCAAAUACCACUAUCUUGGAGGUCGUUUCAUAUCGAGGAAAAUGGAGGAAAAAUGGGGCCUCAACCUGCCACGGUUCCCAGGCACUGACCAAUGCGUGAGAUUGAACACUCGGUUGGAGAAGGACGCGAAACCAGGAAAGACCAGACGCGAACUUGAUGAAGGAAAUGAGCGAGUGGACCGAUACUUCAUGGACAAUAACAACGACCCGAAGCUACAGCGGCUGAUGUUCCCCUGGACUGGAACCCAGGGCCCAAUCAUUAACGGAAAGCUCAUCAUCAGCAACCGCGAGGAUGUCACUCUCAAAGCCCUCACCCUCACCUUCAAAGCAAAGAUAUCCUGCAGCUGGUCCGAGAACAAGGGAAACAAGUCACACUUUUACAACGCAAAGAAGCCUUUGCUGGAAAAGCAAUGGGUUUUCCUCGAAGGGUCGCAAGGGAAGCUUCAUAUGCUCCGCGCCAACCAGACCUACACUUACGACUUUCAAUUGGCACUGCCCGUCAACCUCCCCAACUCUCUCGCCAUGAGCAGCGGAAAGAUUGAAUACAUGUUCUCUGCCAACGGCAAACGCUCGACCUUCCAACUGGACCUCAACAAGGAACGCCUCGUCGAGAUCUAUCAGUCGCUGCCGCCUUCUCAUCCGCACUGUGUCUAUCCGAUCCAGCAGACAGCCGACUUUGAGCAGGCCCUCAACUACCUCGUCCAGCUCCCACACAAGGCCUUCCACCACGGGUCCACCAUCCCCGUCACCAUUCGACUUAAUCCCUUGCCAGGCUCUGGCGCUCAGUGGCACGUCACUGAAGUGACCAUGAAGGUCAAGGAGUACUUUUGGUUCAUUGUUCCCGGAAAGGCUAUGCGCCACGAAAAGCGCUCGUUGGUGGAUACAAAGCUCGGCAGUGGAAGCUGGCCCCUCCAAACUGGAGCAUUGGAACGGACGCUGUCCAUCAAUAUACCAGCCGUCAACAUCAUGAGCACCAUCGACACUGAGCUCGUCAAGUGUACCCACAAAUUCAAGAUGGUCAUCCAUAUCAACAUUAAUGGCAACAACAAGAAGCUGCCCGCCGACUUUGAUAUUUAUAUCCCAGGACCCUUCCCACCAGGACAAGGACCAUCUUUGGCCGCACCCCUCCAACAUCAACAACAACUUGUGCAGCAACAACAACAACUCAUGCAGCAACAACAACAACCGCCGCAACCACAGCAACAGCAACAACCUCCUCCUGCUGCAGCACAGGCUCAAAUGCCCUUCCAGCAACCUUACACACCAAUGCCACACCAACAGGCGCCCUAUACCCCUAAUGGCCAAUAUCCCUUGCCAGCCCAGCAGCCUACUGGAAUGCCAUUGCCGACUCCUUUAACGUCCACCACAAGCUAUCCCCCUCCUAUCCAGCCUUUGUCCUCGGCCUAUUCUCAUCCUAUGUCUCAGCCUUUUUCUCCUCCAGCUCCCUCAAUGCCCACACCAGGAGACCAGCCUAAUCCCUACAGUCAAGGUUACGGAACCCCUACCACUUCCAACAGCUAUCCUAUGGUUUCAUCACAGGGAUACCCCACACCAGGAAUGCCUCCCAUGCCAUCACCCACCUUUACCAACUAUCCAAUGCCGCCCUCGCCUAUCCCAGCGCCGACAUAUUCUGCUAGUCCAAACAUGACUUCUCCUGCGGCACAACAUGUUCCUAUGUCGAUGCAGAUGCCUAUAUCUACUCCUACGAUGCCUCUGGCCCAUAAUGGAGCAAACCAUGUUGUCAAUGCAUCGCCCACCAUGUCAUCCAGUCGUCAGACGCCGGUGAUACCUCAUAAUUACCUUCAGCAGCAGCAGCAGUUUUCAGCCUCACCCAAGGUCGAAUCGCCUAGAGCACCUGUCCCUGCGCUCCCCUCCGGUGACCGUUUUGACGACACUAUCAAGGUCAAUUUGGACGAUAUCAAGUUGCCUUCUACACCUUCUACACCAGCCACCGGGGCAGCGACAGUGGCGGCGGCGACGACAAUGGCAUCUCCAGGAUCGGCUAUAAUGGCUGCAGCGCCAGCUGCAACACAUUCAAAGAACCCGCAGCUUCGUGAGACGAUGGACGACUAUACUCGGGAGAUCAACGGCCAACUACCAAUGCAGUCCAGCUCUCAUUACUCGAGCUCGGCUAACAUCCAGGUGCCACUCGUACCGACGCAACCUCAGGGUCCACAUGCUGUCAAGGAAUCGAACGCGGAUCAGGGUUUAUAUUCGUACCAGCCUCCACCUCCCUCGGCCUCGAGUGCAUCUUUGUCGAAUGCGAUCAAACCCAAAGAGAAUAACGACCUCACGAAUCGAUUCAGUCAAAUGGGACUCCAUAGCAGCACGGUCUCGCAGCCUUCCCCUGUAGCUACAAUGUCCUCAGCGGCUCCCAGCAAUGGAAUUCUACCAGGAUUUGUGUCCCCGACGCCAUCUGCAUACACGCAACCGCCUCCAAUGGUAUCGCCAGCCGUCAACCCUGCAGCUCUUCGUCAAAACAGCGGGAUACACAACCCAAUGUCUCCAGUUUCUGCGGCUGCCACGGGAGCCGUUGUAGCAAGUCUGCAACAGCAACAGCAACAGCAACAGCAACAGCAGCAGCAACAGCAACAGCAGCAGCAACAGCAACAUCAACAACAAUUACAAUAUCAACAACAGCAACAACAACAACAACAACAACAACAACAGCAGCAGCAGCAUUUCCAGUUACAGCAGCAACAACAUUUUCAAGUGCAACCUAUGCAACCUGUCCAGCAAGUCCGGAGGCAGCAAGUGUGGAUCCCUAUGUACCACACGCUCUCUGGCAAGACAUAUGUCCAAUAUGUUCUCGCACCUUAG
This is a messenger RNA of Linnemannia hyalina, 3408 nucleotides long. The record is from the annotation of a GenBank genome assembly. NCBI's taxonomy places the organism in Eukaryota, Fungi, Mortierellomycota, Mortierellomycetes, Mortierellales, Mortierellaceae.